GCGAGAGAGAGCGAGCGCGCCACCAACCCUGCCCGCCCGUCUCCGCUUGCAGAGGCCGCCGGGGCCGUGGAUGGGGAGGGCGCGCCGCCCGGCGGUCCCCGCGAACACGCGUCCACGAUGAGGGUCAACGAGAAGUACUCGACGCUGCCGGCCGAGGACCGCAGCGUCCACAUUCUCAACAUCUGCGCCAUCGAGGACCUGGGCUACCUGCCGUCCGAGGGCACGCUGCUCAACUCCUUGUCGGUGGACCCAGAUGUGCAGUGUAAAUAUGGCCUGUACUUCCGCGAUGGCAAACGCAAGGUGGACUACAUCCUGGUGUAUCACCACAAGCGGCCAUCGGGCAGCAGGCCCCUGGCCAGGAGGUCCCAGCACAGUGACGUCAGUGUGGGGACCCGCAGUGUCAAGCAGGACCAGCCCCUGCCGGGGAAGGGGGAGCCAGUGGACGUGGGCUCGCCCGAGGCCCCCAUGGACUACCACGAGGACGACAAAUGCUUCCGCAGGCAGGAGUACGAGGGGAACCUGCUGGAGGCCGGCCUGGAGCUGGAGCACGACGAGGAGACCAAAAUUCACGGGACCGGUUUUGUGAAGGUCCAUGCGCCCUGGAACGUACUGUGCCGAGAAGCUGAGUUUUUGAAACUGAAGAUGCCGACAAAGAAGAUGUAUCACAUCAGCGAGACCCGGGGCCUCCUGAAAACCAUCAGCACCGUCCUGCAGAAGAUCACAGACCCCAUCCAGCCCAGGGUGGCCGAGCACAGGCCCCAGACCAUGAAGAGACUCUUCUACCCCUUCUCCCGGGAGAAGCAGCACCUGUUCGACCUAUCUGACAAGGAUUCCUUCUUUGACAGCAAAACCCGGAGCACAAUAGUCUAUGAAAUCUUGAAAAGAACGACGUGUACCAAGGCCAAGUACAGCAUGGGCAUCACCAGCCUGCUGGCCAAUGGCGUGUACUCGGCUGCAUACCCACUGCAUGAUGGAGACUACAAAGGUGAAAACAUCAAGUUCAACGACAGAAGACUCCUGUACGAGGAGUGGGCAAGCUAUGGGGUCUUCUACAAGUACCAGCCCAUUGAUCUGGUCAGGAAGUACUUCGGGGAGAAGAUCGGUCUGUAUUUCGCCUGGCUGGGUGCGUACACCCAGAUGCUCAUCCCCGCGUCAAUCGUGGGCAUCAUCGUCUUCCUCUAUGGCUGCGCCACUGUGGACCAAAACAUCCCCAGCAUGGAGAUGUGUGACCAGAAAAACAAUAUCACCAUGUGCCCGCUCUGUGACAAGACCUGCAGCUACUGGAAGCUGAGCUCGGCCUGCGCCACAGCCCGUGCCAGUCACCUCUUUGACAACCCUGCCACCGUCUUCUUCUCCAUCUUCAUGGCCCUCUGGGCCGCCACCUUCAUGGAGCACUGGAAGAGGAAACAGAUGCGACUCAAUUAUCUCUGGGACCUCACAGGCUUCGAGGAGGAGGAGGAGGCUGUCAAGGAUCACCCCCGAGCCGAAUACGAAGCCAGAGUGUUGGAGAAGUCCCUGAGGAAGGAGUACAGAAACAAAGAGGUACGUGCCACUAAGCGCUGGGACCAGGGGCCAGCAGGCACCAUGUCCCCGGUCGUGUGUGGACCUGGGAUUAAUAUUGUGGAUCCGGUCACCUACGCUGUAGCUACUCGGUUCUGCCGUGGUAGUGUGGAAGUGGCACUGGGCCAUAA
Messenger RNA from Castor canadensis (American beaver), 1691 nucleotides. The record is from RefSeq and is a predicted model, not a curated record. Lineage: Eukaryota; Metazoa; Chordata; Mammalia; Rodentia; Castoridae.